CCAGGAGGCCUCGGUGACUGCUCGGCUGCUGCGGGAGCCGAGGGGGACCCCGGCCCUCGGCGGGGGGCGGUGGCGCGCGGGCCGGGGUGGCCGCCGGCGGGGCGCGGGCAGGGGGCGCAGCCGCGCUCCUUCCUCUCAGCUGGCGCCGCCUCCGCACACAACGGCUCGGUGCUGCGGGGACCCGCCUGCGCCACUGUCGGCUCCGUCCCGGCGGCCUCCGAGCCCGGCGGCGCCGCGAGCGUCGUAGCGGAGGGCGGUGGGAACUUCGCUCGCCUCCCCCGGAGCCUGGGCUCGACGCUGGCCCGGGCGCGGGAGGACUCCCGGAAUCAGUUUAGACUCGAAAUUCAGAUUUUCCUGGGACUGAUCAGAAGUUAGUGACUACCUGGAUUGAAUCCUGUUUUUUGUCAGGAGCCCAUUUUGCAGCUUUCAACUUCUUGUAGACUGCUGUAAACACUUGUCACAGUUGUUUUUCAAGAAACAGAGUUGCAGCUUCUUCCUCAUAACAGAACUUUUAUAGUUACAUUCAAUGCCUAACGUUGCAGAAGCAGAAAGGGCAAAUGAUUCUGGAAAUGGUGAGCACCAAUCUGAGAGAAAGUCUCCUGAAGAGAAUCUACAAGGUGCUGUACAAUCUUUCUGCACUCGUACCUCAGGAGCGCCCUUGGGUCCCAAAGGAGAUCAUCACUACCCGUGGAGCUGUCCAGUGACCCACACUCGAGAGAAAAUUUAUGCUAUCUGUUCAGAUUAUGCCUUUCUCAACCAGGCAACCUCAAUCUAUAAAACUCCAAAUCCAGCCCGCUCUUCUUGCCUCCCUGAUGGUCCCUCUUUAUCUGCUGGAAACAAUUCAUCAGUGUACAUUGGCAUCCCGACGAGUACAUCAGAAAUCAUCUACAAUGAAGAAAAUAGCUUGGAAAACUUAUCCAAUAGCCUGGGCAAGCUACCUCUCGCAUGGGAAAUUGAUAAAUCUGAAUUUGAUGGGGUGACCACAAAUAUGAAACACAAAUCAGGCAAUGGAAAGAAACAAAUUUGCAAGAAGAAAACUUCAGAUAAAAAAGGAAGACAUCAAAGAGAGUGGCCUCAGUAUUCUCCUCUUGAAGAUAUUAAGCAGCGGAAAGUGUUAGACCUCAGACGAUGGUACUGCAUAAGCCGACCACAAUAUAAGACUUCUUGUGGUAUCUCCUCAUUAAUUUCCUGUUGGAAUUUCUUAUAUAGCACAAUGGGAGCUGGAAGUCUUCCACCUAUUACUCAAGAAGAAGCUUUACAUAUUUUGGGCUUUCAACCUCCGUUUGAAGAUAUUAGGUUUGGCCCUUUCACUGGAAAUACAACACUUAUGAGAUGGUUCAGACAAAUUAAUGACCAUUUCCAUGUAAAAGGAUGCUCAUAUGUUCUGUAUAAGCCUCAUGGGAAGAAUAAAACAGCUGGAGAAACCGCUCCAGGGGCCUUGUCAAAGUUAACUCAUGGACUGAAAGAUGAAUCGUUGGCUUAUAUCUAUCAUUGCCAAAAUCAUUAUUUUUGUCCAAUUGGCUUUGAAGCAACUCCUGUUAAAGCUAAUAAAGCCUUCAGCAGGGGGCCCCUCUCACCACAAGAAGUAGAAUAUUGGAUCUUAAUUGGAGAAUCAAGUAGAAAACAUCCUGCUAUUCAUUGUAAAAAAUGGGCAGAUAUCGUUACUGAUCUAAACACUCAAAACCCAGAGUAUCUAGAUAUCCGGCACUUAGAGAGGGGGCUACAGUAUCGAAAAACAAAGAAGGUUGGGGGAAAUUUGCAUUGCAUUAUAGCAUUCCAGAGACUUAAUUGGCAAAGAUUUGGCCUUUGGAACUUUGGAUUUGGAACCAUUAGACAAGAAUCACAGCCUCCAACACAUGGCCCGGGACUUGCCAAAUCUGAGAGUGAAGACAAUAUCUCAAAGAAGCAGCAUGGGCGUCUGGGACGGUCUUUCAGUGCUAGUUUCCAUCAGGAUUCGUCAUGGAAAAAGAUGUCCAAUAUUAGCAUUUGGUUAAACCAAGCCCUUAAAGGAGUCCGGGAUCACCAUGGGAACUCGAUAGAAAAUGCUCAUCUUCUCACUUUGUUUCAUCGGCUCUGCAAACUCUUGUUUUUUCGAAUUCGUCCUAUUUUUGUGUUUGAUGGGGACGCUCCACUGUUGAAGAAACAGACUUUGGCUAAGAGAAGGCACAGAAAGGAUUUGGCAACCAGUGACUCCAGAAAGACUACAGAGAAGCUUUUGAAAACAUUUUUGAAGAGACAAGCUAUCAAAAGUGCCUUAAAAAGCAAAAGAGAUGAAGCACUACCCAGUCUUACUCAGGUUCAAAGAGAGGAUGACAUCUAUGUUUUGCCACCUUUACAAGAAGAAGAAAAAAAUAGUUCAGAAGAGGAAGACGAAAAAGAAUGGCAAGAAAGAAUGAAUCAAAAACAAGCAUUACAGGAAGAGUUCUUUCACAAUCCUCAGGCUGUAGAUAUUGAGUCUGAAGACUUCUGCAGCUUGCCCCCCGAAAUAAAGCAUGAAAUCUUGACUGAUAUGAAAGAAUUUACCAAGCGAAGAAGAACAUUAUUUGAAGCAAUGCCAGAGGAGUCCAGUGAUUUUUCACAGUACCAGCUUAAAGGUUUGCUUAAAAAAAACUAUCUAAACCAACGCAUAGAAAAUGUUCAAAAGGAAAUGAAUCAGCAACAUUCAGGGCAAAUCCAAAGGCAGUAUGAGGACGAAGGGGGCUUUUUGAAGGAGGUAGAGUCAAGGAGAGUGGUCUCUGAAGACACUUCACACUACAUCUUGAUAAAAGGUAUUCAAGUUAAGGCAGUUGCAGAAGUGGAUUCAGAGUCUCUUCCUUCUUCCAGCAAAGCGCAUAGCUUGUCUUCUGACGUGAAGUCAUCUCCAUGUGAAAAACCGAAGCCAGAGAAAGAGCCUGAUGCUGCUCCUCCUUCUCCAAGAACUGUCCUGGCUAUGCAAGCCGCCAUGCUGGGAAGUAGCUCAGAAGAGGAGUUGGAGAGUGAGACCCGGAGGCAGGACAAGGAGAAGAAUGCACCUGCUACUGUAGAACAAGGCUCCGUAUCACCUCCGACUCUCUUAGCUAUUCGGAAAGCUCUUGAUGAUGAUGAAGACGUGAAAGUGCAUGCUGGGAACGAUGUACAGAAAGGGGGCUUAGAGGCGAAAGAACUGCUUAUGAACCGUUCUGAUGAGGAAACUGAGGAAGGACUUAAAGCGAGAGAUGGAAAAGAAAUGCUGUUGACCACAGUACCUCAUUCAACUGGUGUGACCUUUGUAGAGGAGCAUGUAACCAGCGCAAAUAGUGAAAAAGAGCCCACAGACUCGGCUCAUUUAUCAAGGACUAUCUUUUGUCAAGGCAGUGAAUCUAAUGUUUUAAAAGAACAAAUGCCAUUGGUUCAUAUCGUGAAGGAAGCCUUUCAGACAAGCGAUGAGUCUACAGUUAAGGAUAGAAAAAAUCCAUUUCCUUUACCUGGGCACCAGGGUGAAGGAGAACUGACACCAACACCUCUGACAGGUCCAAGUUCUGUAUCAGGGAAUGAAACACAUACCAAAGUACUUGAGCCACAACAGGAUCUUCAUCCGUCUGAGAGUAAAUAUGAUUCCGCUGUUCUUUCAAGUGAUGAUGAUGCAGAAUGUGAGAAAAAUCCUACUUCUGAAGUCACUGGCACUGUCAGUUUGCAACAAGUGAGUAACACACCAAGCGUCCCUUCAGAGGCUAUAAGUAACUUAGAAAAUGUGGUAUCGUUUAAUGCGAAAGAGCAUGAGGAUUUCCCGAAAGCCAUCCAAGAACGUGAGACAAUGGAAUCUGCAGGCCAGGAUUUAAUUUCAGCUCCAGAAUCCAUGGAACCAGUGGAGAUUGACUCUGAAGAAAGUGAAUCUGAUGGAAGUUUCAUUGAAGUGAAGAGUGUAACUAGUAAUGAUGAACUUCAAGAUGAGUUACACGAAGCUUCCAAACCUCCCUCUGGACAAGGUGAAGAGGAACCGAUAGGAACUAAGAAGGAAGAAGCCACUGGUGACUCUGAAGACCUAAGAGACAACUCUGAAAGCGAGGCCUUGGAUGUUGAGCCACAUGAAGAAACUGAAAAAGAUGCAGACGAUUCAUUCAAUGAAUGGCAGGAUAUUAAUUUGGAGGAACUGGAAACUCUGGAGAGCAACCUUUUAGCACAACAGACUUCAUUGAAAGCUCAAAAACAGCAGCAAGAGCGGGUUGCUGCCACUGUGACAGGACAGAUGUUCCUGGAAAGCCAGGAACUUCUUCGCCUGUUUGGCAUUCCCUACAUCGAGGCUCCCAUGGAAGCAGAGGCGCAGUGUGCCAUCCUGGAUCUGACUGAUCAAACUUCUGGAACAAUCACUGAUGAUAGUGAUAUUUGGCUGUUUGGAGCACGGCAUGUCUACAAAAACUUUUUUAAUAAAAACAAGUUUGUUGAGUAUUACCAAUAUGUGGAUUUUCACAACCAGUUAGGAUUGGAUCGGAACAAAUUAAUAAAUUUGGCCUAUUUGCUUGGAAGUGAUUAUACAGAAGGAAUACCAACUGUAGGUUGUGUUACAGCCAUGGAAAUUCUCAAUGAAUUCCCUGGACAUGGCCUGGAACCUCUCCUAAAAUUCUCAGAGUGGUGGAAUGAAGCACAAAAAAAUAAGAAGAUAAGACCCAAUCCUUAUGACACCAAAGUGAAAAAAAAAUUACGCAAGUUGCAACUCACCCCUGGCUUUCCUAACCCGGCUGUUGCAGACGCUUACCUCAAACCUGUGGUGGAUGACUCCAAGGGCUCCUUUCUGUGGGGGAAGCCCGAUCUUGACAAAAUUAGGGAGUUUUGUCAGCGAUAUUUUGGCUGGAACAGGACGAAGACCGACGAGACUCUCUUUCCAGUAUUAAAGCAGCUAAACGUCCAGCAGACACAGCUCCGAAUUGAUUCUUUCUUUAGAGUAGCCCAACAGGAGAAACAAGAUGCUAAGGGUAUUAAGAGCCAGAGACUUAACAGAGCUGUGACAUGUAUGCUGAGAAAAGAAAGAGAAGAAGAAACCAGUGAAAUAGAAGCAGUUUCUGUUGCCAUGGAGAAAGAAUUUGAGUUCCUUGAUAAGGCAAAAGGAAAAACCCAGAAGAGAAGCAUAGCAAAUGAAUGGGAAGAGUCAUCAAACCUGAAAAGAAAGAGGCUUUCAGAUUCUAAACGAGAGAAUGAAUGUGGGGGGUUUCUGGGGGAGGCCUACCUCUCACAGUCUUCUGAUGCAUCCUCAGGUGAGGAUGCCGAAGGUUUAUCUUUAAUGAACAUGCAGAGGGGAAAAGCAGUUCAGGAGUCAAAAAUCAGUUCUUCAGGUUUGCACAACACAGUGAAACCUGUUUCUGUGAGGGACGAAGGUGCGACUACAAGCAGCUCCAGUGAUGAUGAUGGAGAGAAAGCGAAGCCAGCCCUUGUGACUGCCAGAUCUGUAUUUGGGAAGAAAAGGAGGAAACUGAGAAGGACAAGAGGAAGAAAGAGAAACCUAAUUUAACCAUGUGAAUUCUCUAUAAAUGUUAACCACUUAACAUUGCGUAAUGAAUUUGAUGUGAGGAAAUAAUAAAAUUAAAUGUAUCUGUACAGUCUGUAUUUCAUAUGUGAUUUUAAAAAAUAUGGAUGCUAAACUUUACAUUUAUUUUUCAAUGUGUUACAUUUUCUAGUGUUUUCUACUUCAUUGACUAUUUUCUUGUAUUUAUAAGCUUUGUCUAUUCAUGUUUCUAUUAUCAUACAAUGAUACUUUCUGACAACAUUGAAAAAAAGAAAAAGAAUUUAUAUUGAUCAGUACUCACGCUCGAUAUGCAUCCUUCUGAAUUUCCAGCCUAGGAGAGAAGGAAGAUAUUCGUCUGCUGUGGUUACAGCAAAAUAAUCAGGAAACCUAAAUGGGGUGCAGGAUUCCACCUGUGAGCAUUAACUGUGUGGGAAACCCUGCACCUGCACCGUAAUGUUUGGCUUUUAAAAUACUUCAGUCAUCAGAAGCUGACUUCUGUGUGAGUGGAUGUGGGGGCUCAGGGCUGUAGUUGAACCAGUGUAGGUGGGUCAGCUUUAGGAGUGGCUUCCAGAGGUUGAUUACUAUUAACAGACAUUUCUUCAGAGUGGUCCAGCCAGGGUUGCUUUAUGAUUGCUCCUGCUGAGACCGCUCACAAUAACAACUCCCAAAGUUCUGUUUGCUUAGAGUUGAAAACAAUCUGAGAGCAAUAUUACCAAUUACUUUGAGCUUGAGUUCUUCUGUUUUCAGAGGUAUGCUCUUCCCAAGUCUUUUCUGGAAUCUUUGGUAUUUCCAUCUUUACACAUUUCCUUGCCUCAGCCUUUGAAUAGUUCAAAGUCCUCACCAAUGAAAACCAAGUAUAAAUAAAUACCUUUCAACAAUCUU
Messenger RNA from Equus quagga, 6337 nucleotides. Its product is annotated as DNA excision repair protein ERCC-5-like. The coding region runs from base 527 to 5461 and encodes 1644 amino acids. Gene Ontology annotation, cellular component: nucleus. Gene Ontology annotation, molecular function: single-stranded DNA binding; DNA endonuclease activity. Gene Ontology annotation, biological process: nucleotide-excision repair. The transcript has 25 exons. NCBI's taxonomy places the organism in Eukaryota, Metazoa, Chordata, Mammalia, Perissodactyla, Equidae. The record is from RefSeq and is a predicted model, not a curated record.